This is a messenger RNA of Patella vulgata (common limpet), 3298 nucleotides long. Its product is annotated as DNA damage-regulated autophagy modulator protein 2. NCBI's taxonomy places the organism in Eukaryota, Metazoa, Mollusca, Gastropoda, Patellidae. The coding region runs from base 233 to 1030 and encodes 265 amino acids. The transcript has 7 exons. The record is from RefSeq and is a predicted model, not a curated record.
UUGAUAAAUUCGUCACGUGUAGAUGAAUAUAUUUGCAUUUAUUUGGACGUCUUAUCACUAUUAUCAGUUAUUUAGGUUAAAUUUAUAACUCUCACCUGACUAAGGAAAGAUUAAAUUACGUAUUUAAACGCACCUGCGUGUUGUAGCUAAAGAUCUGAUGGUGAAAUUACCGGUGUAAAGAGCCAGAGUCUGGGAUCUCAUCUUCCAGGAGUAAAUAUAAUUGCAAGUUAUCAUGUCUUCCUUGGGUUAUCUGCCCAUAACCCUCGUUGUUUUAGCCUUCGCCACGUUCAUAGCAACAUAUAUAAUAGCUGUUGCUAGGGGUGAUGUGUCUGCGGCCUUUCCAUAUAUAAGUGAUACUGGAGCAGAAAUACCAGAAAGUUGUAUUUUUGGACAGUUUUUAAAUUUAACAGCAUGUCUAGCGUUUUGUACGAUGUAUAUAAGAUAUAAAGCUAUUCAAGCGAUAGCCGGAGAUGAAGACGUCUGGUUACGGAGAAUGAAUAAAAUCUCAUUCAUCAUGGGUACUAUAUCAGCUAUUGGGGUAUCUAUGGUUGCAAAUUUCCAGGAGCGAACGGAGGUUGAACCAGUUCAUUUUACCGGAGCAGCGUUGACGUUUAUUUUGGGAUUAUUAUAUACGUUUGUCCAGACGGGAAUAUCGUAUCACAUGUAUCCAGAUUAUAGUGGUAUAUAUAUAUGUCGUGUACGAUUAGCCGUCUGUCUCACGUCACUCGCUAGUUUUAUCAUCACCGCUGCAGCUGCUGGUUAUGCUGUUUAUGAAUGGAAAAGACACAGUCAUGAUGAAUCUAAAUUUAAAUGGAAACCUGACGAUCCAGGUUAUGCAGCUCACGUGGUUUCAACCGCUGGUGAAUGGAUGACUGCCAUAUCCUUUAUGUGUUAUUUUUUUACUUAUGUUCGUGAAUUCUUUAAAUUUGAGCUGAAUAUCGCCAUGCGACCCUUAGUACGGCAUCUGGAUGAAGAACCAUAUUACUACGAUCGUUAUAAUACAGAUGAGAGAACUAGACUCCUGGCUUAAUAAAACACAGAGGAGAGAACUAGACUCCUGGCUUAAUGAAACACAGAUUUAAUAACGUUUAGUCAGUUAGUGCUUGUUUUUGGGAAAUAUUUUUUAAAUAUAACUCUGUGAUAUCUCUAUAAUGUUUUUGAUUCUAUGAUGUUUAUCUUGUCAGACAUGUUUUAUAAAAGCUGUGUCGUCUCUCAUCCUUCCAAUUUAAAUAUGGUGACGGUUAUGUAUAUAAUAUUGUGUUGCCAGUGAUGUAUAUAUUGUGUUGUAAUUCAAGGUCUAUAAAUAGAUUUGGGAAACUGUCAUAGAUUAACAAAUAAAAUUUGAAUUCUUAGGCCUCUUGAUGGUCAGCCCAUUCAUUUAAUGAGAGUUGAUUAUAGGCUUUUCAUGUGAAUAAUUGUCUAAAUAAUAAUUUAUAAAAAAAUUUGAUGCCAGAAAAAUUACAGGUUAUUGGCAAUUUAUCUUUUGCAUAAUGGGUGUUUAAUUUGUCUGUCUUGAAGGCCAUAAUGGGUGUUUUAAUUAAUUCUUAGUGUAUCAUGUAAUAAGUGCAAUGUUCAAAGCUUUACAUCAUUUCUUCACAUAUUGUUAUCACUGUAACCUUUUAUAAUUUAUUAGUAUAUAUAUAUAUAUAUAUCUACAUGUGGGGAGGUAACUCUAGGCUGUAUUGUUUAUACAGUCAUAUGUUAGAUAAGUUAUAUCUCCUUCUUUUUCUACAUGAGGUAAACAGACAACAUUCCAAUUUAUUUUCAUUAGAAUUCACCAGUCAAACAUUUAAUGUGAAAACUGUGACAUAUCAGGCCCCUUGCUGAUAUAAUAUUUAGAGCAAAACAGAUUUAUAGGCACAGAAUUGCAUUGAAGUUGGUCUAGAAAUAAUUAAUAGACUUACUCCAGAUAAUCUGGGACAGCCCUUUGGCUCAAAUUUUAAAAUUUCACCAAUUUCUGUCCAAAUUGGUAUGUUCUUGUAAAAUGUAUUUUUUUUUUAUUAGACCUGCUAAUUAUUUUUUAUUAAUGUGUUUUUUAAUCUGAUCCUAUUUGAUUUUACUUUUUGAACUUUAUUUUUAUUUCUCUUUGUAACAGUAGGAUGUGGAAGAACUUAUAAAUAAACUGUGUUUUGUUUGAUCAGAGGGGUGGGGGGUAGGUAGUGUAGGGUUUGUUAUGUUUAGUUACAAUCAAUAGUUUUCAGCAUUUAGUCAAAGUUCACCCAUAAACCUGCCACAUUGUAAUGCAGGCCAUUAAUGAAAUUUAGAUAUAUGUAUUUUAAACUGAUUUGAAGGAUACCAUUUAUGGAAAUAAAAAAAAAAAUAUUUGUGCUCUGCAAGCCAGAGUUUUCGAGAUGUUUAAUUAAAACCAGCUGAACUCUGUCGAGCAGAGGUAGAAAGAGAAAUAUGACUUAACAUCAACUCAACAAAAACUAGGUCAUUUUGGUUCAAUUUUAUUUCAAUAAUUCACUUAUGUAUAGGGGUCUUUAGCAGUAGGGGGAACUGGUAGGACCUGAAAAAAACCCAUUAGGUUAGACAGACGAACAUACUCCUUGUCAACUACAAAUUGGGAUACAACACCAUUUGACUCAGGGACAGACAUUAUGCUCCCCAUUCUAUCAUUAAUUACUGGUAAACCCUGGUAACCACUUGUACUUAAUUCGAAUUGACUAUAUUUCAUUCUCCUGGUAACCACUUGUACUUCCAAGUCGAAUAGACUAUAAUUCAGUAUAAUUUGUUUUGUUUUUUUGUUAAUGUAAAUAUGGUUGUAAUUAUGAUUGUAAUUUUUUGUAAAUUUUUCAAAUCUAACGUAAUGGACUAUUGCAUAAUAUUUGUAAUUUCCGUAAAUUACUUAUAAAAUAUACCGUAUAAUUUAUUAGGUGGCUAUUAUUUGUACAUAUAUCAUGUUGACAAUCAUUGGUCUGAUUAUAAUUGUUUUGUUUUCAUAAUGGUGAGCUACAGUGUUGAUCAGUGAAUAAAACCCCGAACAAAACGCUGGCUCGCUAAUCACAAGGUUGUAGGUAUUCAUAUUCCCACUGAGUGAAAUCAUCAAUGGACAUCUGAUGUCUGUAUUCUUCUUAACUCAUGUUCCAUCUACAGGGUUGAUUGCUACCAGGGGCAUGGGGGUGUGACCUAGCCUCUCUCUCCCGGUGACACCUGAGAAUGUUGGUUAGUGUGUAGGGACCAUGUUCAUUCAUCCUAUUUGUUUAAUAAAUAGUUGGUUUAUGAUACAGCCUUAUUGUACAGUAGCUUAUAUUUUAUUUGUUUUAUUACAACAAUAAAUCAUGGUAUUAUAAAUACA